Molecule: messenger RNA, 1348 nt
Organism: Anopheles moucheti
Lineage: Eukaryota; Metazoa; Arthropoda; Insecta; Diptera; Culicidae
Product: carbohydrate sulfotransferase 11
Exons: 3
Coding region: 152-1141 (329 amino acids)
Biological process (GO): carbohydrate biosynthetic process
Cellular component (GO): membrane
Molecular function (GO): sulfotransferase activity
Source: RefSeq, a predicted model, not a curated record
CAAUGUGCGAACUACCUGCCCAAAGAAUGUGACCUGCGUGAAAGCAUACAUCCGCAACAACGAUCCGAUGACCAAAGGAACUACAUUUCUUUUUACUCGAGUGAAAAUUUAACGUCUUUCAUAUUAAUGCAACAUUGUAGUGAUAUUCAAAAUGUGUGUCACAUGCAAGACGGUAAUAAUUUUCGUUUUGCUCAUACCGCACCUGGAAGCUAGUGAUUGGUCCGCGGAAGAAGCGAGCAAUUCCAUCUUAACUUCCGGGUACAAAGAGUACGAGUACGAACUAACACAAGCGCACAAUUUAUACCGGCAAGAUGUGCUUCAAAAAGCGUGUCAUUACAAUGUUUCGGAAGAUAUCGUGGAACGGUUGAAAAAACUGAGACAAAUUCCCACGGACCAUCUUCUAAUCGAUCGUGACCAUAAGUUCCUUUACUGCUACGUUCCAAAGGUAGCAUGCACCAACUGGAAACGUGUAAUGAUGAUAUUGAUAAACAAAUGGAACGGCACGGAUCCAUUAGAAAUUCCUGCUGAUCUGGCACAUUCGUCCGGCAUGUUUGAGACGUUCCAAUCGCUGAGCGACGAGGAAAAAAUUGCUGUGCUGUCAGAUUACCAUCGAUUUGUCUUGGUUCGUCACCCGUUCGAAAGACUGUUGUCAGCCUUUCGCAACAAGCUGGAGGGAAACUCUAAAAGUGCCAAAUACUUCCAGGCACGCAUCGGCAGAACAAUUGUCAAAUCGUUUCGAUUACAUGCUACAAACGAAUCGCUCACCUAUGCCGACGAUGUUACGUUUAACGAAUUCGUACAGUACUUACUGACACCGGAACUUAGCAAAAGCGGCAACAUGUCCUUUAAUGAACACUGGGAACCUAUUUCGCACCUUUGCCAUCCAUGUUUGGUGCACUACAAUGUCAUAGGCAAAUAUGAAACGUUGACGGAUGAUUCCUCUCUAGCACUGCAUCUUGCCGGUGCAGGUGGUUUAAGCUUUCCGAUGGUGUACAAAUCUUCUAGCACACGAGAGCGGCUAAUGCAUUAUUUUGACGACAUUCCUUCAGAGACCCUGAGGCGGUUGUAUUUACUCUAUGAGGAGGAUUUUAAAAAUUUCGACUAUAGUCUAGAAGAAAUAUUUGGCUUCGAACUCGUUUGAGCGAAACGACAGUACCUAGAAAUACUUAGACUCUCGUAUUUAAGUACUAACUUUUUUAAGGGUUUACUGGUGUACUUACUGACAAACAAACAGGGAUGUAGUUGCGGUGUUUUUUUUAAGGUUGUAGGACAAUACAUGUGAUAUUAACAUUAAAUGUUAGGACUUUGUUGACAAUAAUUAAAUAAGCAAUAAACAUUCUUAUUGAUA